This is a messenger RNA of Tripterygium wilfordii, 1140 nucleotides long. Its product is annotated as eukaryotic translation initiation factor 6-2. Gene Ontology annotation, cellular component: nucleolus; preribosome, large subunit precursor; cytosol. The coding region runs from base 234 to 971 and encodes 245 amino acids. Gene Ontology annotation, molecular function: ribosomal large subunit binding. The transcript has 8 exons. The record is from RefSeq and is a predicted model, not a curated record. Gene Ontology annotation, biological process: cytosolic ribosome assembly; ribosomal subunit export from nucleus; maturation of LSU-rRNA. Lineage: Eukaryota; Viridiplantae; Streptophyta; Magnoliopsida; Celastrales; Celastraceae.
UUGUGUGGUACCCUAAACCCUUUCUCUCCAGUCCCGAUAGCCACUCAGCUCUCAUGGAGGCUCUCUCUCUCACUCUCAGCUACUAAGAAAAUCUGAGAAUCACAGCCGCGUGCGUCCUUGCUUCUCUGUCAUCUUUGGACUCGUUCUAAUAGUCCAUCGGAGAUCUUUGACAAACCAGUUUCUGCAGCUCUUAUUGCUCUUGACUACCUUUGCUUGGUUAAUUCCCUUCUAUCAUGGCAACAAGACUUCAGUUUGAGAAUUCAUGUGAAGUUGGGGUGUUCUCCAAGCUGACCAAUGCAUACUGUCUGGUUGCCAUAGGUGGAUCAGAAAACUUCUAUAGCACCUUUGAGACGGAGUUAGCAGACGUCAUUCCUGUAGUCAAGACCUCAAUUGGGGGCACUAGGAUAAUUGGGAGGCUAUGCGCAGGGAAUAAAAAUGGGCUUCUUGUUCCACACACAACUACCGACCAAGAACUUCAACACCUGAGGAAUAGUCUACCUGAUCAAGUUGUUGUCCAAAGGAUAGAGGAGAAACUAUCUGCUCUGGGUAAUUGCAUAGCUUGCAAUGACCAUGUUGCUCUUACACACACCGACCUGGACAGGGAAACCGAGGAGGUUGUUGCGGAUGUACUUGGUGUAGAAGUUUUCAGGCAGACAAUUGCUGGUAACAUUCUUGUGGGCAGCUACUGUACCUUCUCUAACAGAGGUGGCUUGGUCCAUCCCCAUACUUCCAUUGAAGAUCUGGACGAACUUUCCACACUUCUUCAGGUCCCAUUGGUUGCUGGAACUGUUAACCGUGGAAGUGAAGUGAUAGCCGCUGGAAUGACAGUAAAUGACUGGACAGCCUUCUGUGGGUCAGACACUACAGCUACCGAACUGUCUGUCAUUGAGAGCGUGUUCAAGUUGAGGGAAGCACAACCUAGUUCCAUUGUUGAUGAAAUGAGGAAAUCAUUAGUCGACACUUAUGUUUGAAGUACGAUUAGCAAGUUAUACUCUGCUAGUGAAACUUGUGUGCUUUUCUAAGUAUAGACAUGCAGUGUUUCUAAUUCUGUAAUUCUAUCAACAACUCAACAAGAUGGUUUGUUCCAUUUUCAAGCAAAGUAUUGGAAUAUCCAUAUGAUCAGAGUAUUUUUUGUUCAGA